UUCUGCAGCUGUGCAGGUCUUUGCACCCCUUAUUUGCAUCGUGUCGGUUGGCAAAAAGCAAGCGAAAACUGUGAAUCCUGGUUGGUGUCAGCCGUGCAGCGCUCCUCAAAAGCUGUGUGGGUAUAUGCGCGUGUGUGGUUUACAUUUGCGUCUUAAAAAUAAGGGUAUGAAUCGUCAGGGAUGUUGCAGGUUUUUCCGUUUCGUGGCGUACUGGUAACGUGGCCAGUCCUUGGGGCCGUUGUCCACUGGUGCCCAGCUGCCAAUAAGUGCCCCCGUUCGGUUGCGUUUGUAAGGUGAAGAAUUGUGGAAAUUUGUAAAACAGAGAAAAAAACAAAACCGUCUCGCCAGCAGACGAGCAACGUCAGUUCGUUCUAAUCCGUGCCAGUGUGUUGCUGCGCCGUGUGCGUAGGUCGCACCGCGACGGGUGUAGUAGUGUCAUGAGUGCAUUCGGAAAUACCAUUUCUGUGGCAUAAUAUCAGUUGAGGCGUUUCGAAAAACGACGGCCUACCCCGGCGACGUAGAAUAUUUUCCAACGAACGGAAAAAGCGUCGACGUAAGGACGUCAUCGCGAUUGGUCUCAGUAAUCUAUCCCGUAAAACGUGAAAAGUGAAAGAAGUCUAGCUUGUCUAGGUUCAGCUGUGUGUUCAGUGUAGAAAAUGUUAUCAACUAAAGUUAAGUGUAAAUUACAAUCACCAAUAGCGUGUUGUAGGACCUUUAAAGUGUAGUACCGUGUAGAGAGCAGACCGCUAGCGGAAGCUAUCGGACUGAAGGCGUAUGAUGUCCUCAUCGUCGACGUCAGCGUCGUCGUCUUCGUCAUCCGCGAUGCGCAGCCCUGGUGAGUGGAUGGAGGCGGACAGCCUACGGGAUAUCCUGAACACUGCCAUCCUGUCUAACGUCGAUGCACCGGAUACACUGGCGAGUGAUGUGGACAUUGAUCCAUCAUUGUUUGCCAGUGGAAGCAAUUCACUCGACUAUCCCGUAGCUCCGCUGCAGCGUCUUCAGCGCCCGGAAAGGGAAUUCAGUCAGGGCUUCCACAACGAGGCCUAUCCACGGAGGAAUAUGUUCUGCCUCGACGGAUUGUCGUUGCUCAACUCGGACGGUGGAGUGGCUUAUUAUCCACCGAUGGACCCACCGCAGGACGUGCCGGUCCAGCUGACGACAACAGCGACAACGAUCCCGUCGGUGGAACCGCCCAAUCCGAUUCCCCCAACACCUGUCACGCAGCCUACGGCGGCAGUAUUUACAUCAAGUGCCGGUACGUCGAGUACCACGACGGCGGCACGGCCCUGCCGAAUGCGGAACCACCACUACGAUAUGCUAUUCCCCACUGCGCACUACCGAACGCAUCCGCAACGGGAACGGCCGGCCGUAUCGUCGAGUUCGUUUGGAGCGCACGCCACCCACGGCGGUCGAACGUUCAAAAACGACACACCGAUUCCGCCGGCUAAUCAUCCGUACAUGCCGCGCGAAGGAUACCAUCAACCGCACCGUCCCUCUCCACCAACCUAUGUACCGCCGGAUGAAAGUGCGCAGAUGGGAGGUCAAGAAUCGGGUAGGAAUGGCGCAUGCAACGGCACCAGACGAGCCAUGAAGCGUUCGCUGAGCGGAGAACGUAGUGAUGAUGAGCAGCGGCAACAACCGGCCAGAAUGGCCACCGGUUUGUCCUUCGAGGAAAGAGAACUAAGACAAGGCGAAACGUCGUCAACUGCAGGAGCUGUGGUGAAGCUAGAAAAUGGAUCCCAAAGCGAGGAAUGUACGCCUCCGGUAACUGUAAAGACAGAACCGUCGACCUCGGGGCUGGAAAACGGAGCACCUGCGCCUCCAACCCGGGACGAUCUGCCGAUAAUUGCGCCGGAGUUGCUCAAAAGAGAACCGAAUGAAGAUGAACAUGUACCACCACUACCCAACAAUUCCGACACGUUUCGAGAGCGGGAUGUGGUUCCUCGGUCGCACGAUAGCAGUGGCCAUACGAUAAAGCAGGAACCGAGUGAAUGUAGCGGAACAAACAGUACCACGUCAGUCGUUGUAUCGCCAGCGGCACCAGCUGUAGGUGCGGGAUGUUCGUGCCAGGAAUGUUUAGCCGGCGUGAGUAAUGACCAUCCGCGCAGCGAGCGUACCUUUUGUUCCUGUACUGUCGCUGCCGACGCUCCACCAUCAUCUCCUUUACCAUCGUCUUCGGCAGCGUGUCCACCACAGCAGCAGCAGCCAACGUCGAUUAAGGUGGAACCGUGCGAAACUGCACAAUCUCUCGUCGAUGUUCCUUUGCCACCAACGACGACGGCAUACACGGCUGAUUCCGGGGCGGAAGUUAUGCCGCAAACAUCACCGGCCAGAGCUGAAGCUGGUGUCGGUACUUCGACGGUCGCUCCCCCUACGGUGGCUACCGAGGUGGUUAGAAGAGAACCGGCGGUGGUGGAUCUGCCGAGCACGAGCAAUGCCGCCCAGUCAGGCAGUUCGACGAACGAACCGUCAACCAGCGGCAGAGCGAAGCCAUCGACGCUCAGAAAAGCUCAAGUUGAAUGGGGAAUGGGUCCGGAAAGGCCCAGUACGAGUGGGCUUGUAAAACGUAUUUUUACCGCUAAACAAAUGGAGAUACCAACCGAAAAGUACAAUCUUUCCAUGUACGGCCCACCAACGUGGGAUCCUCCCAGUUUCACAGAUGAAGAAGAUAGUGAAAAUGAUGACGGGGACGAUGAUGAAGAGAGCGAAGAUGACGAUGAUGACGAUGCUGACGAUAAUGAUAGCAGCGGUAGUUCAUCGUCGAGCGACGGCGACGACCAGGCUAAGCACAAAUUGGUGAAGUGUGAGGGAAAGGCCAAGAGUUUCGAUAGCGACGACGGGAUGGAUGUUAUCUACAUGGGUCCGUAUCGAAAUUUGAACGAAAGGAUCGGCCCGCCGAGUCGCGAUCUACGGUCGGACCAGGAACCGGGUAACGGACGACGCACGGCGGGCGAUGGUGAAGAGUCCAACGGCGCUGAACCACUAACGCCUAGUACCGCCGCUAAUGCUGGUGACGGUUCCUCCGGCCAUCCAGGUUCGUCGGGACCGGACACGGAAAGUUGUGGGCGAAGCAGAAAGAGCGAUGACACGUCUGCUGCAACGGCCUCCUCCCGUUCGACCCAAACGGGCAGCUCGGAUGCACUGAACGCACCGGAUUUGCAGCUCGAUUGGAUCACGGACACGAGCAGCAUCAGCGACGAAAGCGAUGACGUAAUUAUUUUAGGUAGCGUGUCCCCGAUGCGUGGCUUUACUUCACCACCUGCCACCCCCCGUGACCGUGAGCCGAUCGAUCUGACGAACGAUUCCGAAGACGACGACAUCGCGCGCCGCCGAAUGACCUCGACGGCGGUCCCUGCUCGGCGUAGUAAAGCGAACGAAACGAUGCCACACGCACAGUCACGCACUCGGGGUAUCAACGAUCGGCCACCACUGCCACCACCGGUGCCAUCGUCGUCCGGAAGUCAUCCCGUUCUGCGGCAUCGUUCGGCCGUGUUCUAUCCGUCGACGGUGCGAAGCAGUGGCGCGGUAAGUCGUACCGGUGUCCGUGGGGACAUGGGCCGGAUGCCGAUGUUGAACGCUAUCACGCAACCACCGUCGGUGGUGGGUGGACACGAGCACCGGCUGUCCCGGUACAGUUCCAGCCGCUGGUGGGAAUCCGCCUACUACCCGAUUCCUCACAUGACGUCCGGUUCGUCCCGAACGGGAGGAGGGGGAGCGGGUGCUGCUGCUGGAGGUCACCAUCACCACCAUCAUCACCAUCACGUGCGUUUCGUGUCUUCCGGACGAGGUUCUGGUGGUGGGGGUGCCGGCGGGAGCCGCAGCAGUUCACGAUCCCGCUGUCCGGCCAUGGGUCGUCCGGAGUUACGCUGGAGCGGUCCUUUUUCGGGGCACCAUGCGUGCGAAUUCUGCGCUCCUCCCAUGCGCCAAUCCUCGUCCAUAAUGCGCCGCUCUCCGAUCGUGACCACCUCGUACCCGUCGUCGUCGAGUCGACAUCGCAACGCUAACGCGAACAGUAAUAACAGCACUUCACCGUUGCUGGUGGACCUGCUGGACGAUCCACCGUUCGGUGUCGACGAUGGUGCCGGUGACGGGCCAAAUGAUCUCUACCGCGCGACACCUCCCAUUCCGCCGCGCUCGUCCACGAACGAUGGAGCGGCAAGCCAGUCGAACGCCACCGGAUCGUCUGACGGUUCGUCCUGGCGUAGUAACCAGGUCCCCCUACCGGUCGAAACUUGGAUCGACCGAACGGUUGAAGGUUCGGCAGCACCACCAUCGGCCACCUCCGGGCGCGAGAAAAAAUGCUGCCGCCGCGGUGGAAAUGGUGCUAGUUCAUCCUCCGCUACCGCCUCUGCCACCAACGAUCCUGGUCCGAUCGAUUACUCAUCGACACCGGGACCAUCGGCGGCAACCGCGCAUGCCGUUCCCCUCAACGACCACAACAACAACAGCAACAGCAACAGUCACUUGCCGCAAGAUGAGCGGGCACUAGCCCACUCACGCGAGAUCGUAUCGCUGCUAUGGGACGAACCGCGCCGAUGGGCGCCCCCACCUCCUCCGCCGGCCUCCGAAAGCCGCCCACACGGCCGCGCGACGCAAACCUUGACGCCUCCGAUGAACAUUCCGAGCCGCGCCAAUUCACCGCCCGUCCGCUGGAUCGCCGUUUCGGACACGCUCAACUGCACGGACGAGGCGUGGGCCGCCCAACCGCCGGCGCACAAUAUUCGCCGUCUCCACUUCCGGCCCUCUCGGCAAGCCUACCCGCCCCACGAGAACCUCUGGGUACGGCAGCAUAACGCGGCCGAGGUGCAGCGCCGCAUGAUGUCCAUCCCGGCGGAUGACUACCAGCAUUCGCCGCGCCAUAACAUCAACAACAACAACAACAACGCGAUCCUAGUCCGACGCAAUGCCACCUCCACGAUGGCCAGUGCUGGAGCGCAGCCACCAUCGCAGCAACCUCCGCCUCCUCCACCCCCACCGCCACCGCCUCCGCCAGCAUCCGGACCGAUUACGGACAUGUUUUCCUCCCAGCAGCUGCCCCACCCCGUCCUAGCCCACUCCGCCUCGGCAUCCUCUAGCAGCGUGGCGGGUGCGGUGUCCACCGUCCGCCUGCAACCUCCCCUACUGGUGCCCGUUCCCGCACCCGCACCGGUCGGGCAUACGGAUCCUGCGGCCGAUCUCGUUGCCAGCGGCGCUCGGCCGCAGUUCCUUACGAGCCGCCGGGGAACCCUGUCACACUACGGCGCUCCCUCGUCCUCUGCGUCGUCGUCGUCGUUGCUGGAUGGUCGUAGCACUGGCCUAACGCCGCCACCAUACGGAUCCCUACCGUGGGGUACCGGACACUACCAUCACCAGGGUAGUAGUUCCAUCGCUAGCGGUGCGGCCGCUCAGCACGAACCGCUGGACAAUUCGCGCGUCGCAUCGCUCCGGGUUCGACGUUUGCACAACACGCACAGUCCGCAUUACGUACUACGUCGCAACGAUCAUCAGCACGUCCAUCAUCACAUGUAUCAUCAUAUUCCGUCGCAAACCAACUUCCUCUCAAAUCCGCCGGAAAUUCAGUUCAGCAUCGGGCUUCGGCCGAGUUUGUUGUCCAGCUUGAAUCGCUUCGUGCGAGUGAUCGAGGACACCUGUACCAACCGGGGCGCUACGCAGGAAAUGAUCGAAACGAAUACGUUCCCGCAUAAAUACAAACGGCUUCGGCGUGUCAGCGAGACGGACGAGGAUAGCGAAAAGUGCACGAUCUGUCUGUCACAGUUCGAGAUCGACAACGACGUCAGACGCCUUCCGUGCAUGCACCUCUUCCACAAGGAUUGCGUCGACCAGUGGCUAGUGACGAACAAGCACUGCCCAAUCUGCCGGGUCGACAUCGAGAUCCACCACACCAAGGACUACACCAUAUGACAACCGGUGGACGAAAAUGUCCGUUCGGCUGCUGCUGCUGCUGCUGCCGCUGGCACUGGCACAUCCUACCGCUACUACACGACGGCACUAACGACAACCGGCGAUCGGCGUACGACGGCCAAUAGCGCGUCCAACACUACCACCACACGGAUUCCGCUUCCGAUGGGGGCGGAACUGCACGUCUCGUUCAGCGGCGAUGCGCAUUCCGAGGGGGCCGUUCCCUCCGACGGUGGUGUUACGGUGCUGCCCGACGGAGACGACGAUGACGAUGGUGGUGGCAUCGAGGAAGAAGAGGAAGAACACGACGACGAGGACGCUGAGGAGGGACCGGAAGGGCAAGAAGUGGCGGAAGCCGACGAUGAUGAGGAGGAAGAUCGUCGUCUGUUGGAUCGCACCCGAACGAUACUGUUCGGGCCGGCGCAGGAAGUGGUUGGUGCUGGUCCGGCAAACGGUUCCCCCGCGGUGGAUAGUGUGGCGGAGGGUGGAGGUGGCAGCAUGCUUAUCUACUUUCACUGAGCUUCGUCACUAAUGGCCAAACGAAUCGGUAUUACCACUACGUCACUACGACUGCCAAAACGGUUCGGGGGAAACGACGAUAUUACUACCCUUUUUUUUUCUACACCUUUUCUCAAUUUUAUAAGCUUGUUAAAUAUAUUCAUAGUAAAAAGGGCGGGCAGCAAGUUUGCCACUAUUCGCGCAAAGAAGCCGAUCUCUUCGCCUCUAGAAGAGGGGGAGCAGGCCAAACGUGGGGUAUCGUAGGUUCGUGCGAUUUGUAGGGCGCGAAAAUAACAUACGGAGGCGAGAUCAAAGCCUCAAAAACCAACAAACACAUCCUAUACUAGAAAGAAUGGGUGCCCGGAGUGAUCGGAAAACGAUCAAAGCAGUCAAACCUGUGUGCUCUAUUCGAAGCUAAGCAUAAUAAUACUUUUAUGGCAAUAAAUAAAUAAAUUGUGAA
Anopheles coustani is the source of this 6856-nucleotide messenger RNA. RefSeq names its product mucin-19. The record is from RefSeq and is a predicted model, not a curated record. Lineage: Eukaryota; Metazoa; Arthropoda; Insecta; Diptera; Culicidae. Bases 778 to 5901 code for a protein of 1707 amino acids. The transcript has 6 exons.